This is a messenger RNA of Peromyscus leucopus (white-footed mouse), 2993 nucleotides long. RefSeq names its product cytochrome P450 2D4. Gene Ontology annotation, cellular component: cytoplasm; intracellular membrane-bounded organelle. NCBI's taxonomy places the organism in Eukaryota, Metazoa, Chordata, Mammalia, Rodentia, Cricetidae. The transcript is spliced from 10 exons. Gene Ontology annotation, biological process: xenobiotic metabolic process; arachidonate metabolic process. Gene Ontology annotation, molecular function: iron ion binding; heme binding; oxidoreductase activity, acting on paired donors, with incorporation or reduction of molecular oxygen, reduced flavin or flavoprotein as one donor, and incorporation of one atom of oxygen. The record is from RefSeq and is a predicted model, not a curated record. Bases 282 to 1784 code for a protein of 500 amino acids.
CCCUCCUCCUCCAGUGCCCUCCUCUUCAGAGUUGCAGCUCCUCACUUCACCCCCUCCUCCUCCUCUGAGUGGAUCCUGCCCAGAGCUCUUCUUCCUCUGAGCUCCUCCUCCUGUUCCUGCUGGGCUCCCGACACCUCUGGCCUCUCCUCCUCUCCUGGCUGGGCUUCAGAACACACCGGUAAAGGCAGAGCUUGCAAGUCUGCCCCUCUGCUGCGGGACAGGUGGCUGGAGUGAGGACCAAGAGGUGUUUCCCGAGAAACCCAGAGAGCAGCAGGGCAGCCAUGAGGCUCCUCACGGGGACUGAGCUGUGGUCCGUGGCCAUAUUCAUGGUCAUCUUCCUGCUUCUGGUGGACCUAAUGCACCGGCGCCAGCGCUGGACACCCCGCUACCCCCCAGGCCCUGUGCCCCUGCCUGUGCUCGGGAACCUGAUGCAGAUGGACUUCCAGAAUAUGCCAGCGGGCUUACAAAAACUGCGGUGCCGCUUUGGGGACCUGUUCAGCCUCCAGCUGGCCUUUGAGUCAGUGGUCGUACUGAACGGGCUGACGGCCCUGCGCGAGGCGCUGGUGAGAUACAGCGAGGACACCGCGGACCGGCCGCUGCUGCACACCAAUGACCAUUUGGGCUUUGGACCGCGCUCUCAAGGUGUGGUCCUAGCGCAGUACGGGUCUGCCUGGCGUCAGCAGCGGCGCUUCUCUGUGUCCACCUUCCGCCACUUCGGCCUGGGCAAGAAGUCACUAGAGCAGUGGGUGACUGAGGAGGCCAGAUGCCUCUGUGCGGCCUUCACUGAGUAUGCCGGACGCCCUUUCCGGCCUAACGCUCUACUGGACAAAGCGGUGUGUAACGUGAUCGCAUCCCUCCUCUACGCCUGCCGCUUUGAGUACGAUGACCCACGCUUCAUCAGGCUACUGGACCUCCUGAAAGAGACUCUCAAGGAGGAAGCUGGCUUCCUGCCCAUGUUCCUGAAUGUGUUCCCGAUACUCCUGCACAUCCCAGGGCUGCCUGGCAAGGUCUUCUCUGGGAAAAAGGCCUUCAUGGCUAUUCUGGAUGAGCUGCUAACUGAACACAAGACAACCCGGGACCCUGCCCAGCCACCCCGAGACCUGACUGAUGCCUUCCUGGAGGAGGUGGAGAAGGCCAAAGGGAACCCUGAGAGCAGCUUCAAUGAUGAGAACCUGCGUAUAGUGGUGGCUGACUUGUUCAUGGCGGGGAUGGUGACCUCUUCGACCACACUGGCCUGGGCCCUGCUCCUCAUGAUCCUGCACCCAGAUGUGCAGCGCCGAGUCCACCAGGAGAUCGAUGAAGUCAUAGGGCAGGGGCGGAGUCCAGAGAUGGCAGACCAGGCCUCCAUGCCCUACACCAAUGCUGUCAUUCAUGAGGUCCAGCGCUUUGGGGACAUCCUCCCACUUGGUGUGCCUCACAAGACAUCUCGUGACAUUGAAAUGCAGGGCUUCCUCAUUCCGAAGGGAACGAUCCUCAUCACCAACCUGUCCUCCGUGCUGAAGGAUGAGACUGUCUGGGAGAAGCCCCUCCAGUUCCAUCCUGAACACUUCCUGGAUGCCCAGGGCCGCUUUGUGAAGCAUGAGGCCUUCAUGCCAUUCUCAGCAGGCCGCAGAGCAUGCCUGGGUGAGCCUCUGGCCCGCAUGGAGCUCUUCCUCUUCUUCACCUGCCUCCUGCAGCGCUUUAGCUUCUCGGUGCCUGAUGGACAGCCCCGGCCCAGCGACCAUGGGGUCUUUGGUGCUCUGACAACCCCGUCGCCCUACCAGCUCUGUGUUUUACCCCGCUAAGAGGAGGUACGAAAUCUCAUUCACUACCCUGCUGGGGUCCUAAUGUGCAAUAUAUCAUUUUUCUCUGAGAUCUCCAGGCUGUAAUGGACCUCAGCAGCCUCCCCUUGGACAUUCCCAACUCCCGACCUAUUCUUACAAGACCAUUUGCCCCCAGUGGAAGGACUGGUCUGUUGAACCUCAGAGGAUGACAGCUACCCUUGCCUUUUCCUCUGCCCUCACGUUUCUCACCCAAAUCGAUCAUGUUGGUACACAGAUGCCAACAUCUGGAAGGAGGGCCAGAAAGGACGGCUGAUAGCUGACAGUGUAAGUCACAUAGAAGGGAGGGGCAGGAUUCCUCCGAGAAGCCCCCAUUUCAGACUCACUUCCGCCCGCCACACAGCUGAGGCUAGCUGCUCAGUGAGCAUCCUCACAUCUGAGGCUAACUGCUCAGUGAGAAUCCUCACAGCUGAGGCUAGCUGCUCAGUGAGCAUCCUCACAGCUGAGGCUAACUGCUCAGUGAGAAUCCUCACAGCUGAGGCUAACUGCUCAGUGAGCAUCCUCACAGCUCAGGCUAACUGCUCAGUGAGCAUCCUCACAGCUCAGGCUAACUGCUCAGUGAGCAUCCUCACAUUUAUUGCUGAACUUCUUCUAUGACAUCCCAGAGAUGUAGAGAAGUCAGGGAGGCUGAAAGUGAUAUGCCAGGUUAAGUGCCCAAGAUUGGCCAUCGGGUACCAGGUGCUUCCCUAAAAGGCUUUAUGGGAGUCCAGAACCUCCCAAGCUUCUUAGUCACCACUAAUUCUCUGACCUGUCAGGGUUACUGCUGUUCCGGCCCCUGCAUAGUGAGAAGGUGCUUCUGAGACCAGGCUUGGUAGAACCAGCAAAGCUCAGUGUCAUGACAGGCUCCAGACCUUAGCACAACCGUCUCCAUGAUGGAAGUAUCAUUCAGGCCAUACAACUCAACACAGUGACUGCACCUCUUGCCGUAAUGAAAACAAAGACCCAGUCCUUCAAAGUCUGUAGUUCUGGGGAAGUCUCUAAUUGUCCUAACCUUGCUUUUGGCUUCUGUAGUUCUGCUUCUGGCUAACUGUUCUUAUUAACUGAUGUAUAUCAACCCACGAUAUGACUUUUGUACUUAAAAGCUCACCCUGAAGAAGGCUCGGGACUGCCCUGGGAUCCUGAGUACCCAGUGUAGUCGCCAACCGGCUAAUACAGACUUUCUGUCGACUUAAA